Messenger RNA from Penicillium diatomitis, 615 nucleotides. Its product is annotated as PaaI family thioesterase. The transcript has a single exon. Lineage: Eukaryota; Fungi; Ascomycota; Eurotiomycetes; Eurotiales; Aspergillaceae. Bases 1 to 615 code for a protein of 204 amino acids. The record is from RefSeq and is a predicted model, not a curated record.
AUGAGCUCAUUGUUGCGAAUGACCGGCGUCUUGUCCCACUCCAGUCUGAUUCGAACAAGUGGUAAAGGAAUAUGCUUGGCGCGCAGGUCAGCAUGCCUGAUCGUUUACCCAGUCGCCCGGUCGCGUUCCCGUUCCGGCGUUAUAAUCCAUAAGCCGAUUCGAGAUGUGUGUUCAUCAUCGACACCCUCGUCCUCCCAAACAAAGCCGUUGGACUCGGGUCAUCUCUACGGAGAGCUUCUUGCGGGAUAUCGGCCCGACUUCAGCGAUAUCGAUGGAAGUCGACAUGCAACAGUACAUCUUGAUCUAAAUGCGAAGCAGAGGAUCUGUUAUUAUCCGCGCAAAGUACAUGGUGGAUAUCAGGCAUUCCUUCUGGAUCAGCUUUUCGCAGACUGCUGCAAUCCCGCAGUUACGGCGAGCUUGACAGUUGACUACAAGAAACCGAUUCACCCGGACGCGACGCUGAUUUUGCGUGCAUGGCCGGUGAAAGCUGAGGGCCGGAAGAUUUACAUGGAAGGGAGCAUCAAGAUGGCAGAUCCGGUUUCCGGUGAGAUGGUGGUAGCAGCUCGCGCAACUGCAGUUUUUGUUUUUGGAAAAAGCAAGCGUUCAGUUGACUAA